AUCGGGCUGGACUCCGGGCAGAGGCACAUCGGGCUGGACUCCGGGCAGAGGCACAUCGGGCUGGACUCCGGGCAGAGGCACAUCGGGCUGGACUCCGGGCAGAGGCACAUCGGGCUGGACUCCGGGCAGAGGCACAUCGGGCUGGACUCCGGGCAGAGGCACAUCGGGCUGGACUCCGGGGGCAGAGGCACAGGUGGGGCGACGGGCGUCGGCCCCACAGGCGGGGCGACGGGCGUCGGCCCCACAGGCGGGGCGACGGGCGUCGGGCCCCACAGGCGGGGCGGCGACGGGCGUCGGGCCCCACAGGCGGGGCGACGGGCGUCGGGCCCCACAGGCGGGGGCGACGGGCGUCGGGCCCCACAGGCGGGGCGACGGGCCCCACAGGCGGAGCGACGGGCGUCGGGCCCCACAGGUGGAGCGACGGGUCUCGGGCCCCCGGCGGAGCGACAGGCACCGAGUCACCAGGCACGACAGCGGGCACCG
Staurois parvus is the source of this 483-nucleotide messenger RNA. NCBI's taxonomy places the organism in Eukaryota, Metazoa, Chordata, Amphibia, Anura, Ranidae. The record is from the annotation of a GenBank genome assembly.